ACCACCUCUGCGCCACACUGAGCACCUCGGCACCUCUAGGGAAGCAUGAGCCAGGCAUCACAGCCCUUCCUCGCCGGACCUAGCACCGGGCCCCCGCCCAGCUAUGCCCUGCGCAAGGAGGAGUACGAGAUCGGAGAGCUGGGGGCUCCCCAAGGCCCAGCGCAUGUGACCUCCACCGUGGUCAACAUGCAGCCCGAGGUCUCGGUGCCCGACCACAUCGUCUGGUCUCUGUUCAACGCGAUGUUCUUCAACUUCUGCUGCCUGGGCUUCGUGGCUUUCGCCUACUCCGUGAAGUCUAGGGACAGGAAGAUGGUGGGUGACUUGACUGGAGCCCAGAGCUACGCGUCUACCGCCAAGUGCCUGAACAUCAGCGCCCUGAUUCUGGGCCUCCUCUUCAACAUCGGGCUCAUCAUUGGGUUGGUGUUUCUCUGCCUCUUCUUGUAUGAAGUUUCCAGAGCGAACAGGGAUAAACUCUUCUUGUAGAAGCUUACCAGUGCCUGAAGCCCACCCCAACGCCCUGCAAUGUGGGCUGGAGCCUGCCCCAAACACACACAUGCACACACAAGCUUGCAUGCACACACAAACACGUGCAACCCCCAUCCCAGUCUCUGUUCAACAGCUUCUGCAGACAAAGCCUCAGCACCAUGUCAAUAAAGAUUCCGGCAGUGA
Messenger RNA from Suncus etruscus (white-toothed pygmy shrew), 669 nucleotides. RefSeq names its product interferon-induced transmembrane protein 3-like. Gene Ontology annotation, biological process: response to type II interferon; response to interferon-alpha; negative regulation of viral genome replication. The transcript has 2 exons. The coding region runs from base 46 to 483 and encodes 145 amino acids. NCBI's taxonomy places the organism in Eukaryota, Metazoa, Chordata, Mammalia, Eulipotyphla, Soricidae. Gene Ontology annotation, cellular component: plasma membrane. The record is from RefSeq and is a predicted model, not a curated record.